AUUGCCAUUUGUCACUGUCACGGUGACAGUCAGGCGUAGCUUGUGUUUUAUUAGCUGAGUUUUUUUCAAAAAGUACAAUAAACAUUUUUUUUUGGUUUUUGCCUUUAGCAAACACUUGAGCACCGUCAGCAUUACUCUCCGUGGUAUUUCUUACUAUCCUUUUUGAGGUCUUAAUUCUAAAGUUUGUAAAAGUUAUUUGUGGAGUCUGGUAGUAAAAAUGACUGCUCCUAUGGAAAGGAUUCAAAUACUUGAUGAUAUUGAAAAAGAUAUAAUUACAUGUCUCCAAUGUGCAGCUCAAGCCCUUCUUGAGCUGAGCAAAGAAAAGUCUGGUCAGAAACAAGCAGAAACAAACACUUCACAAUUUCUGAGAACCUUGAGCCAAGUGGAGUCGAAACUAAGUGAUCAGAUAAAUUAUUUGACUCAAGUUUCUACUGGGCAACCUCACGAAGGAUCUGGUUAUGCAUCACAGAAAGUAUUGCAGAUGGCAUGGCAUCGAUUAGAGCAUGUCCGCUCUUGGGUGAAUGAGCUGGACCGUUUGAAGGCUUCUCAUCUGUCUGCUACAAGAUCUGUGUCAGGAAAUGUUCAGAAUGGCAACAUGACAUCUUCGGGCACCAGUACUUGAUACUAACUUUAGUGCUUUACUAGUGCAAGACACUAAUGCAUUCAGCUGCAUUCUUGUUAUCCACAUAUUAAGUGUUUGUAAAUGUAUUCUGGCCAUAUAUCAGUCGGACCCUGCUAAUGUUAUUACAACCUAUUCCAGCCUAGAUACAAAUCUAGGCUGGAAUAGGUUCCUUCCAUGUGUAGCCCUAGUAAGUAGUGGUUACCAUUUAGAGGUGUAGGCGUCCAUAAAACAUCUUGAGAUAUAGCUGAAUCAGUGAAAUGUUAUUGUUACCAUGGUGUACUCAACUGCUGUAGACCCAAUAGACCAAUUCCUCACUAUGAUAUAGAGUUUAAUACCCUGAAAGUGUCAUUUCACAAGUCUACUUUAUAGGCAUUGGGCCCACUAUAGGGGAUCCGCCUCUGUUAUAUGACUCUUCUUUGUUUUAGUUAUAUGUUUCAUGAUAU
This is a messenger RNA of Spodoptera exigua (beet armyworm), 1065 nucleotides long. The record is from the annotation of a GenBank genome assembly. NCBI's taxonomy places the organism in Eukaryota, Metazoa, Arthropoda, Insecta, Lepidoptera, Noctuidae.